This is a messenger RNA of Dentiscutata heterogama, 553 nucleotides long. The record is from the annotation of a GenBank genome assembly. Lineage: Eukaryota; Fungi; Glomeromycota; Glomeromycetes; Diversisporales; Gigasporaceae.
GCCACAUUUCAAGGAGUAAAAUACGCGUUAAGACCACUAAGUCCUAAUUCACAAUUGAAUUCUAAAUCAUUUAAAAAAAUAAAACAUGAAGACGAUGAAAAGUCUGCAACAUACGAUAAAAAAUCAGAUAUUAAUCACCUUGGAAUGUUAUUAUGGGAACUCACGAGCGGAAUUACUCCGGACGAUAAAUUGCUUAAAAUGAACCUUAUUACUAAUACGCCUUCAGAUUAUGCAGAUAUUUACAAUAAAUGUUGUGCUUCUGAUCCAAACCAACGUCCAACACUUGAUAAAAUUGAAUCUGAUCUGAACUUGUUAUCAACAAACGUGACAGUAGAAUUUAUUACAAAUAAUAUUACAAAAUAUUAUCAAAAUACAUUAUCUGAUAACAAGAUUAGUUCAUCUAAAAAUUCAAACGUGGAUAAUCAUUUUAAAGACAAUAAACGUGUUACGGAUAAUCAAGAAAUAACCAUUACCAUCAGAAAUAAUAAUAAUUCAAGCAGGAGCGUUAUUACUCCGACGGCUAUAGGAAAUAUCAGGAAUAAUAAUAAUUCAA